AUGACGUCCGUACCUCCUACAAGUGCUGCAAAUUUUGAUAUAGGCUCGAAUCCUUUUCCACUUGCGACGAAUAAUGAGAAUUGUGACGUUAAUUCUUUCAUUGAGCGUACAAAAGAGGUGAAAGUCGAUGUAAAUGAUUACUCACGUUUCAAAGACAUUGGUAGCACUGACUCAGAGGAUGAAGACAAGGAAACAACUGCAGCGAAAGUAUCGUCUGCUGUAGAUGAUUAUUCAAGAUGCCGUAAUUGCAGUAAAAAUGGGGCCAAACUCAAGUGUAGCGUAUGUAAGAAGGUUGUCUAUUGUGCGCGCAAGUGUCAGGCAAGUGACUGGCAAUUCCAUAAGCGCACGUGCAAGAAGCCGGAGGUUUCCAAGAAAUCAGAUUCAAGACCCAUGAAGAAAUCAUCAAGUUCCACUUCGUCACCAUCGAGCUCUUAUUCAAUGAAGAAAAAGUCGACGACGUCGAGUAGUAACAAGGUCAAAAAAGGCAAUGACACGUCGGUUGUGGUAGAUGAUGAACCAGACCUACCAAAAGAUAUGCGGGGAUAUAAGAAUGGACUACCAUAUUUUCAUCGAGAAUUGUCAAAGGAGGAGAAAAAUCUAAUUGGUGACAUUGCCCCUCAGAAGAUUGAGACAAAGCGUGUAGUGGCAACAUCAGCGCAACAUGAUGGGUCUGCGUGGAACACAGCUGGCACUUUUGAAGAGCGUGUAGUGACCAAAUGGGCGCAGGAAAAGUGGAGCGAGGUUUUUACGGGUGCACGUUAUAUGGAAGACAAUAUGCAGGCAACUUUGAAGGCGCCGGAGAAGAUCAUGGGUGAUGCUAGUAUUUGCGUCGUGCGAGGCAAGAAGCGGUAUUUGUUUGACUUCAAUUUCAAACUGCCCUUUGAAGUCUCGGUUAGCGGUGGAAGUAUAUGCAAGGGCUUGUACGAAAUGAACGACAUCUCGAAUGACGAGGACUAUGAGAUCUCGUGUAGUUUGACCACGACGCUCAGCGAUGCCAGCGAACAAGGUGCUGUGCAGGCGUUCGUUGCGAAGAAAAAUAGCGGGUUGCAGAAAGAGGUGCUGCGACUAAUUGGCGUAUUUGCGAAGGAUUUUCAACAACAAUAG
This is a messenger RNA of Peronospora belbahrii, 1104 nucleotides long. Lineage: Eukaryota; Oomycota; Peronosporomycetes; Peronosporales; Peronosporaceae. The record is from the annotation of a GenBank genome assembly.